Molecule: messenger RNA, 2357 nt
Organism: Carassius auratus (goldfish)
Lineage: Eukaryota; Metazoa; Chordata; Actinopteri; Cypriniformes; Cyprinidae
Product: sialidase-1-like
Exons: 6
Coding region: 776-1918 (380 amino acids)
Biological process (GO): ganglioside catabolic process; oligosaccharide catabolic process
Cellular component (GO): intracellular membrane-bounded organelle; cytoplasm; membrane
Molecular function (GO): exo-alpha-sialidase activity
Source: RefSeq, a predicted model, not a curated record
GAAGCAUGUCAUUAAUUAGCUUGAAAGAUCAAAGACCACUUUUUAUAUAACUCCAACUGGAUUCGUCUGAAAGAAGAAAGUCAUAUACACCUAGGAUGCCUAGCGGGUGAGUAAAACAGCCAAUUUUCAUGUUUGAGUGAACUAACCCUUUAAUUACACUUAAAACAUAAAAGCAGCUUUUUAAAUGCCCUGUUGUCAAAUGCUUUUGUAGAUCCUUUAUCUACAAUAAAAAAAAAAGUGAGAGCUGUUUAACUUGAUUACAUUUUUGUCCACUUCAGGUUAUGAGGUUGUGUUGUAUUGUUCAAUACAACAAUGUUCAGCAGCAGACUGACCUACCCAUGACCGACUUUGCUCAGAAGCUAGUUUAAAGCUUUUGAUGCAUGAUCUCAGACUGAAAUUAGGCCAAAUCGCAACUUAACUUGCCCUGUCAUCAAGAUAAUAUAAUGUUCAGGAGUGAUCAUGGGUCGGCAAAAAGCGGCAGAUCUGAAGAAAAAAUCCCAUUGGGAGGAAAAUUGGGUCUGUCAUUAGAUGACAGAUAGAGCGAACCUAAUGCUGAAAUACCGUCAAUGGAUAGAGGUAAGUCAGCGAUAUUUAUACUGAUUACUUGAUUGUGGUCCACCUGUCUUGAUUAGGCUAAGUAUCUGACGCGUUCCUCCUGAAUACUAAAACAUAAUUUCUUGUGUCAUUGUUCGGCUGACUCUGUUGAGCGCUUUGUGGGUUUAAAUAGACUUAAGGGGAAAUCUCAACAGUUUGUGACCUGACAACACUUGCCGUCAUGAAUCGGAACGCUUUGCGGAUUUUGCUUCUGCCAGUGCUGUGUACGUUUGCCCGAAAUGAAACGCUCAGUCCAGCUAUCGCUGUAGAGGAGCUGCUCUGGGUCGGUGGUCAAGUCGGAGAAGUUCAUACCUACAGAAUUCCCCUGCUCACCUUCACUACUCACGGAAGUCUGCUGGCUUUUGCAGAGGCCCGGAAACUGUCCUUCAAAGACCAGGGAGCCAAGUUCAUCGCUUUGAGACGCUCCACAGACAGAGGAGUCACCUGGUCUCCUACCUCCUUCAUAGUGGAUGAUGGUGCUCUAGCAGAUGGGCUGAAUCUAGGUUCGGUUGUUGUGGAUGAAGAGACUGGUGCUGUGAUACUCAUCUACUCUGUGUGUUUUCACCGUUACCGCUGCAAGCCCUCCAGCACCAUGAUGGUGCAGAGUCUAGAUGACGGGUUCACCUGGAGCGCCCCACGAAACCUUAACCCUCAACUGGGGCUCAAGAGUUUUGCUCCUGGACCUGGUUUCGGUAUACAGAAACGUCAUCCGCCUGCUGUUGGGCGUCUGGUGGUGUGUGGCCACGGCAGCAUCAUUGGAGACGGAGUGUUUUGCAUCCUGAGUGAUGAUCAUGGAAACACUUGGAGAUACGGAGCUGAACUGAAGAGCAUUCCCUACAACCAGCGUAAAAGCAUCCUUGACUUUGACCCAGAUGAGUGUCAGCCAGUGGAGCUGGAUGACGGUAGCAUCAUGAUUAAUGUGCGCAACAAUAAACACUACCACUGUCACUGUCGCAUGGUUGCACGCAGUCUGGAUGGAGGAGAGUCUCUGCCGGUGGAGGAGCUGGUGUUUGAUCACACACUGGAGGAUCCUGCGGUUGCGGCUGGAGCUUUAGAGAAGGAAGGAGUGCUUUACUUCACCAACCCAGCCAACGCUAAUUACAGAGUGAACCUCACCCUUCGCUGGUCUCUGAAUCGUGGUAAUUCAUGGGUGAACGAUACUCUGAAGAUCUGGGCUGGGCCAAGUGGAUACUCUUGUAUGACGUCACUUAAAGGCAAUCAAACUGAGGAUCAUAAAUACAUCUAUGUCAUCUUUGAGAAAGGCCAAAAAGACUAUUUUGAGUCAAUCUCCUUUGUCAAAAUUGACCUUUACAGCAAACAGUGAUUGAAGUCACUUGAUGGGCUGAUUCAUUUUAGAAAAAAAUAGAAACUUGAUCAAGUUGCUCAUUUUGAAAAUAAAUAUUUAAGAGAAGAUGGCUUUCAUUAAUUGGUUAAAUUAAUUCUGUCUUAUCUCCAUAUUUUUUAAAAAAUAAUUUCGAAACUAGUCUUACCACACCUGUCUACUAUCUAAGUAUUAACUUUAGAGAAAUGUAGAAAUACAGCGGCAUACAGGCUUGUCUGAGGUUGUAGAAUCUGAUUUUUUUUUUUUUUUUUUAUUGUUUAAUCAUCCCGUUUAUCUAGUUAUCGUUUUGCUUAGCAGUAAAGCAAAAUAAUUAAAAUUGUAAAACUUAAAUUCAAUUAUAUAAAAAUACUUUGUUCAGUGUAGAAUUAAAAAUGUGUGUUGGAGGGCCCUUUCCCACAACCCCCAAAAUUUUGAUAUCACU